AUAACGCUGUUAUAUAUAGAUGGUGAAAAACGAAAGGAAUAGCAUUCACCAAAAAACAACAAAAAGAAUAGCUUAGUGAGUGAAGAGGGAAAAGGAAGCAGCAGAUUCUCAUUUGAUCUCGCCGGGGUUCCUCAGAUCUGAGCUUACCGUCGCCGGAGUCCAACUCAGUCGCGGGUCGGAUUCUUAGGUAUCACUGCACCGUCAUUCGUUUUAGCCUCCAUAUAAGAGCUUUUGGUUCGCUUCAAAUUCGAGGUUUGAUUUGAAGUGAAAGGUGGAAUAGCUUAACUGUAGUGUCAAACUACCAACACAGACAAGCAUGGGAAGCCAAGACAACACCGCAGCAUCAAACUCAUUUCUAGCUUACAAAUCUGCUAAGGUGUUUGUUGCCGGUCACCGGGGUCUUGUUGGGUCGGCCAUUGUUCGCAAGCUGACCCAACUUGGGUUCACUAAUCUAGUCUUACGCACUCAUGCAGAGCUUGAUCUCACUAGACAAUCUGACGUUGAGGCUUUCUUUGCCUCUGAAAAACCUGAAUUUGUCAUUGUAGCUGCUGCCAAAGUUGGUGGCAUCCAUGCCAACAACACCUACCCUGCUGAUUUUAUUUCCAUCAACCUCCAAAUCCAGACCAACGUCAUCGAUUCUGCUUAUUGCCAUGGGUCUAAGAAACUGUUAUUUUUGGGUUCCUCUUGCAUUUACCCCAAAUUUGCACCCCAGCCGAUUCCUGAAGAUGCCUUGCUUACUGGACCUUUAGAGCCCACAAAUGAAUGGUAUGCCAUUGCAAAGAUUGCUGGGAUCAAAAUGUGCCAGGCUUACAGAAUUCAGCACAAAUGGGAUGCAAUUUCAGGAAUGCACACCAACUUAUAUGGACCACACGAUAAUUUUCAUCCCGAGAAUUCGCAUGUUUUACCUGCUCUCAUGAGAAGGUUUCACGAGGCAAAGGUCAACAAUGCCAAGGAGGUGGUGGUUUGGGGCACAGGGAGUCCAUUGAGGGAGUUCUUGCACGUUGAUGACUUGGCGGACGCGGUUGUCUUCAUGAUGGAAAAGUAUAGUGGACUGGAGCAUUUGAAUGUAGGAAGCGGAAAAGAGGUUACUAUUAAGGAAUUGGCUGAGUUGAUGAAGGAAGUGGUGGGAUUUGAGGGAGAUCUUGUUUGGGAUGCUACUAAGCCUGAUGGGACUCCAAGGAAGCUGAUGGAUAGCUCCAAACUUGCAAGCCUGGGUUGGACACCAAAAGUCUCACUCAAGGAUGGCCUUGUUGAUACCUACAAAUGGUACUUGGAGAACGUGAAUCUAUGAUUCAGCAGGUUAAGAAGAAUGUGCCAUGUCAAAUUUUAUAGGUACCUGUCAUUUUUGUUAAAAAAUAAUUAUCCUUGACCAAUUUUUCUGUACCAAUUAUGUGGAACCAAAAUUUUAAUGUUUUCUUUUUUUGUUUUCUAGAGAACAUGAGAAUUGAGAAUCCAAGUCUCACUCAUUGUUAAAAAGUAUGAACAGAGAGUUGUAAUUUCAUGAUCGUAGAUAUCUCUUGCACACAUUCAAGAUAUUCAAUGUUGGUUUUCAAUUAACUAUUAUAAUUAUUGCAUGAUGGUUAUUCGG
Messenger RNA from Cajanus cajan (pigeon pea), 1588 nucleotides. Its product is annotated as putative GDP-L-fucose synthase 2. Gene Ontology annotation, molecular function: GDP-L-fucose synthase activity. Lineage: Eukaryota; Viridiplantae; Streptophyta; Magnoliopsida; Fabales; Fabaceae. Gene Ontology annotation, biological process: nucleotide-sugar biosynthetic process. The record is from RefSeq and is a predicted model, not a curated record.